AGAGCGGGGGGUUUUCGGGAACAAUAAGAGCGGGGGGAGGCCGGGGAGCCCCGGAGCUGCGCUCCCCCCGACUGCGCGUGCCGCCGCCCCGCCCCCGCCCCCGCCCCCAGCCAGGCCCGGCCCGGCCCGGCCCCCCGCGCCUCCUGCAGCUGCUCGGGCGGGCGGGCCCCGGAGCGGAGCCGGAGCCGCGGCUACCGGGGGAGGGGGGGCCUCCUUCGGUUCGAGCGAUCUCCCGUCGGUCCCGCCCUGGGUCUGCGCCCCUCCCGCCUCCGCAGCCCCAGUCGCCGCGGCUCGGACCCUGGCCAUGUACGCCUUUGUGCGCUUCCUGGAGGACAACGUGUGCUACGCGCUGCCCGUGUCCUGCGUGCGCGACUUCAGCCCCCGCUCGCGCCUCGACUUUGACAACCAGAAGGUCUACGCGGUCUACCGGAGCCCUGAGCCCCCGGAGGCGGCGGCGCCCCCCGCUCCCGCGCCCGCCGGGGCCUCCUGGGGCGCGCCGCUGCCGCACAAGGCCCAGAUCCUGGCGCUGGCAGAGGACAAAACGGACCUUGAAAACAGCGUCAUGCAGAAGAAAAUCAAAAUCCCCAAACUCUCCCUGAGCCCCGGUGAGGACGAGGAGGAGGCCCGGGACUACGGCGAUGACGACGGGGAGUUUAGACACAGUAAGAGACAAGAGGGCCGGAAGCAGGGCGAGUCGGGGGCCCACAAGAGCCUCGAGGCCGUGGUGGCCCGCCUGGAGAAGCAGAACGGGCUGAGCCUGGGCGGCAGCGCCUGCCCGGAGGACCUCUUCGCCGACGCCUCCAGGGCCAUGGACGGCCUGGACGAGGCGGUGGUGCCGCGCGCCCUCUACGAGGAGCUGCUCCGGAGCUACCAGCAGCAGCAGGAGGAGAUGCGGCACCUCCAGCAGGAGCUGGAGCGCACGCGGAGGCAGCUGGUGCAGCAGGCCAAGAAGCUCAAGGAGUGCGGCUCGCUGGUGUCCGAGAUGAAGGAGCUGCGCGAUCUGAACCGCAGGCUGCAGGACGUGCUGCUGCUGCGCCUGGGCAGCGGUCCCGCCCUUGAGCUGGAAACAGUCAAGUCAGAGUCCCUUGAACCCGAGCCGGAAUUGCGGAAGACGUUCAGUGAGGAGGCCAAUACGUCGGCUUAUUAUCCUGUUCCCGUUCCCGUUAUGGACAAGUAUAUUCUAGAGAACGGCAAGGUCCACCUUGGCAGCGGGAUCUGGGUUGACGAGGAAAAAUGGCACCAGCUGCAGGUCACUCAAGGCGACUCCAAGUACACCAAGAACCUGGCCGUCAUGAUCUGGGGGACGGACGUGCUCAAGAACCGCAGCGUCACCGGGGUGGCCACCAAGAAGAAGAAGGACGCCGUCCCCAAGCCGCCCCUGUCGCCCCACAAGCUCAGCAUCGUCCGAGAGUGUCUCUACGACCGGAUAGCACAAGAGACUGUGGACGAGACAGAGAUUGCACAGAGACUGUCCAAGGUGAACAAAUACAUCUGCGAGAAGAUCAUGGACAUCAACAAGUCCUGCAAGAACGAGGAGCGGAGAGAGGCCAAGUACAACCUGCAAUAAACGGCCUUUUCCACAGCGCCUGCUCUUUGGGUGGCCCCUGACGCAGGACCGCUGGGCGAGGGUGGGCAAGGGCGGGGCUUGGAGCUGGAUUCGAACCCAUGGGCAGCCCCCUCCGAGCCGGCCCCCGCGCCAGCCCUCGAUUCGUUCACACAAGAGCCUCAAUCUUGGAGGCCAAAACCUGGGGGCAAAACCCAGUGCCAGCAGCACUUCAGAGACCUGCGACCUUGGGCAAGUCACUUCAGCUCUCCGGGCCUCAGUUUCCCCAUCUGUCAAAUGGGGCUAAUAAUCCUUGCACUACCUACCUCACAGGGCUGUUGUGAGGAAGCGCUCUGGAGACUCGGAAGCGCUCUGGAGACUCGGAAGCGCUCUAGAAGUGGGAGCUUUUGGCGCCGUCGUCCGUCCGACACCUCGCCGCAGCGUGUUCCGCUUUCUGAGGGGGAGGGGGUGCGAGUGUGAGUGGGGAGGGCCGGGACAUGUAAAGUGCUUGACCGGAUGGGAGCUGAGCUGGGCGGCUCCUGGCAAGACUCGGUUUCUAUCUCUGUUCCUGUUUGUUGUCCAAUAAAGCUCCUGAUUUCUUGGAA
Messenger RNA from Monodelphis domestica (gray short-tailed opossum), 2148 nucleotides. It is a transcript of the gene BEND5, whose product is annotated as BEN domain containing 5. Gene Ontology annotation, molecular function: DNA binding. NCBI's taxonomy places the organism in Eukaryota, Metazoa, Chordata, Mammalia, Didelphimorphia, Didelphidae. Gene Ontology annotation, biological process: negative regulation of DNA-templated transcription. The record is from RefSeq and is a predicted model, not a curated record.